ACACUUGUGUGUUGCUCAAUGUAAACUUCGCUGAUGCGGUGUGAUGCGCUGGACGCUUGUCGCGCGGGUUGCGAUUUCUUGGAGGCCCCCUCGCUGCGAGACCGAGUACAGCAUAUCCUGACGAACGAGGCAGACUCGCGAGCGCGCUGCGUUUAACUUAGCCCGUGUGUGGCAGCAUCGACGCGUACGGCGAAGCACCCCUCACCGUUGGCGUGGGAAGACGGCCUGCCAGGGCCUGCUGCUGCUGCUGCCGCACUCUCCAUCCUCUUCUCUCCACCGCCUGACGUUGCCCAUCAGCGGCGGCAGCCAAAGGAGCCUUCGUCCCACUCGAGAAUCCGUGCUAUCUCGUUGCGGCCUCAAACUUCUUCGGUGAGCACUUCCUGUCGUGUACUUCACCCGGACAGAUUACGGUGCCUCCAUCGCUGAUGGAGAUAAAUCUUGUGUAUCUCGGUUGCGUGGUAGAAUACAAAACGCGAUGGCUCCGGUGAAACUGAGUGCUUCGACUUGCCUUUGAAGCCAGGCCCUCCCGCACAAACCACUUGGAAAAGCAUGCCGUUGGCCGCUCAGCUGCUACGGCUCGGUGUCGUGGCCACCGCGGGUGUCGGCAAUGUCCUGUGUGAUCACGAACGGUCGUCGAACAUUUCCUUCGUAGAAGGGACACCUCUUCUGCAGGUCUGGCAGCUAUGGAGCUUCACAUCCGAGCACAGUUCAUCUGUACGAGCCCCUUCAGACGUGCGCACCUACCAAACGUGGGUCUUCUCCAUAGUGGCCGCAUGCGUCGUGGGCCUCAGCGGUGUGUUCCCGCUCCUACUCGUGCCUGUUGACACAGGUGUCAACUUGAAGCAGAAUCGCAAUGGAUGCCGUACGCUUAAGCUGCUCCUCAGCUUUGCUGUUGGUGGCCUUUUAGGUGAUGUGUUCCUACACCUUUUACCAGAAGCUUGGGGACGUCUUCAGAGAGGUGCCGAGAGCCCCGCACAAGCACACCUGACACUCGGCCUGUGGGUGCUGUUGGGUGUCUUCACCUUCAUCAUACUCGAGCUGGUCUUCUCAGCCACAGGGCCCGAUGUGGAGCAAACUUUUUCUCACUCUGAUGUCAACCAAAAUGGUCUUGCCAAGCCAGUCUCACCACUGCAGAACUUCAAAGCUAUUCACGUCACUGGGUACCUAAACCUUAUGGCAAAUGGCAUUGAUAACUUCACUCAUGGCUUGGCAGUGGCUGCUAGUUUCCUUGUUGGCAUUAAGAUGGGAAUGGUGACUACAUUGGCCAUUCUUAUACAUGAAAUUCCACACGAAGUUGGAGACUUUGCCAUACUCUUAAAAUCGGGCUUCAACCGAUGGGAUGCUGCCAAAGCCCAAGUUCUCACAGCAGCUGUAGGGGUGGCUGGUGCAGUGACGGCUUUGUCUGCAGACUCACUUGAAGACAUGGACACAUCCACAUCCUGGAUACUGCCUUUCACUUCUGGAGGCUUUUUGAACAUAGCGUUGGUCAGUGUGCUGCCAGACCUCCUCAAAGAAGAGGACCCUUGGGAAUCAAGCAAGCAGCUGGGGUGUGUAUGCAGUGGAAUUGCUGUGAUGGCAGCUAUGCAAGCAUUUCUGGAUUAGUAUCCAGACCAUAUAAAACAAGGUGCCCAAAACUAGUCACCGAGCCAGUCAUGGACCAAGUCACUUCUUGGAAGUUUUAUUCUUGUCACGUGGUACAAUAAUACAUACUUUAGCAAACU
Messenger RNA from Rhipicephalus sanguineus (brown dog tick), 1721 nucleotides. RefSeq names its product zinc transporter ZIP13 (gene Zip99C). Gene Ontology annotation, biological process: intracellular zinc ion homeostasis; zinc ion transmembrane transport. The record is from RefSeq and is a predicted model, not a curated record. The transcript is spliced from 7 exons. Gene Ontology annotation, cellular component: membrane. Gene Ontology annotation, molecular function: zinc ion transmembrane transporter activity. NCBI's taxonomy places the organism in Eukaryota, Metazoa, Arthropoda, Arachnida, Ixodida, Ixodidae. Bases 550 to 1602 code for a protein of 350 amino acids.